Messenger RNA from Entrophospora sp. SA101, 876 nucleotides. The record is from the annotation of a GenBank genome assembly. NCBI's taxonomy places the organism in Eukaryota, Fungi, Glomeromycota, Glomeromycetes, Entrophosporales, Entrophosporaceae.
AUGAUUAUUUUAUUACAAAAUAAAUUUUUGUAUGUACCCUACUUACCAAUUGGAUGUCGUAACGAUCGAUUUGAUGAAUCGUUGAUUGACAAACGAUUGGUAUGUAAACUAGUAGAAGCCAAAUCAGACGAUGGAUGUAAAUUGAUUGGGAUUAUUAUUCGAAAUAAAAGUUUAAAAGGAGAAAAUCCUAGUAUUAUUAGAGAUGCAAUCGAGAAUUUCAGUAAACAAGACCCGGUUUUAAUAUACUUUCAAGGAAAUGCUGGUAAUAUGCUCCAUCGGCUUCCAAUCUUUUAUCGUCUACUAUUACCGACCACAUCAAAGUCCACAAUUACCAAUUUAAUCAUCGUUGCAAUUGGUUAUAGAGGAUAUUGGCUGUCCAAUGGAUCACCAUCAGAAGAUGGAUUAAAGAUGGAUGCAACAUCCAUUUACAAAUUCGUACGAAGUUUGUAUCCGGAGAAUCCAAUUUACGUUUAUGGGCAUUCAUUGGGAGGUGCGGUGGCAUUAUACUUAGCAUCGCAUCCACAAAUUCAAUCCGAUAUCAAAGGUACAAUUAUUGAAAAUACAUUCACGUCGAUCAAAGAUAUGGUGAUAGAAUUAUAUCCCCAAAAAUGGUUGCCUUAUCGAUAUUUGGCAAGCAUUCCUUUGUUUCUUCGUAACAGAUGGGAAAAUGAUGAAAUGGUAAAAUCUAUAAAUUCGCCGAUAUUGUUUCUUUCAUCUAGAAACGAUGAGAUAGUGCCACAACAACACAUGAUAAAAUUGUUCGAAUCAGCAAACAAUUCUAAAAAAAAAACUUGGAUUGAUUUUGAAAAUUCAAUGCAUGAAAAUAUUUUUUUGAGCAAUAAAUUUGUACUCGCGAUCUGUUUGUGUAUUGAUUAA